Molecule: messenger RNA, 1011 nt
Organism: Fusarium graminearum PH-1
Lineage: Eukaryota; Fungi; Ascomycota; Sordariomycetes; Hypocreales; Nectriaceae
Exons: 1
Biological process (GO): exon-exon junction complex disassembly
Cellular component (GO): exon-exon junction complex; cytoplasm
Molecular function (GO): RNA binding
Source: RefSeq, a predicted model, not a curated record
GAUGCCCUCACAGCCCUCGAAUGCUGGUAUCGUCACCGACGAAAACAGCGGCGACCGCGAGAUUCCACAGUCUGUUCGUGCAGAUGGUAGUACUCGCAGAGCUAUCAAGAUUCGUCCUGGCUACCGCCCGCCCGAGGAUGUCGAGGUCUACAAAAACCGCACCGCCGAAGCCUUCCGAGAGCGAGGCAAGAAAAUCGGCAUUCCUGGUGCCGCAGGUGUGAAGGAAGAGAGCUCCGAGCAAGGCUCUGCCGCUAGCAACAAGAAUGCCAAGCGCCGUGAGGCUAGGAAGAAGGCGAAGGCGACCGAGGGCGAUACCCCAGCUCCUGCCCAAGAGACCAAGACUGAGGAGGUCGAUCCUGAGGUCGAGCGCCAGAAGAAGGCUCGAAACCUUAAGAAGAAGUUAAAGCAGGCCAAGGAUCUCAAGAACAAGAAAGAGGAUGGUGAAGCGUUGCUUCCCGAGCAGAUCGCCAAGGUCAUCAAAAUCAACGAACUCAUCCGAGAGCUGGAUGCCCUUGGUUUCGACUCUGAAGGAGAGCCCAGGACGUCCGCAGAAAACGAGGACGAAAAGAAGGACUGAGAAGUGCACCCGACAUUUUUAACCAAACUUACGUCACGGCUAUACCAGCAAAUCGCUGCAAGUGAAUCUGCUGUUUUGGUUCCAAGCCCCCCAUCUUUAUGACGGCCAAUACAAAUUUACUCACGAUAUUUUUGGAGGGAAAAGAGUCCUCUACUUUCAUCCGCCACACCUCUGAUAAAACAGCACUUGCCUACCUGCGGGGCUAUAUCUACUGGUCGUGCUUGCGCCAUAGUCGCCGUUUGGGGGUGGAUUUGACCUUCAUCCCGCACUCAGCCCAAUCCCAGCUCUCUAUAUGACGCUCGCCGAAUGAAGCACCGCGCAAGUUAGUCAGGAUGUGUUCAAAGUGCCAAAUUGGAGCUGGGGAGGGGGGGGGCACGCCAACACCGCAGUUUUGGUACAACAAAUAUUCAGAGGAAAUAUGAGUUGAGUUGACA